Molecule: messenger RNA, 651 nt
Organism: Drosophila persimilis
Lineage: Eukaryota; Metazoa; Arthropoda; Insecta; Diptera; Drosophilidae
Exons: 2
Coding region: 1-651 (216 amino acids)
Source: RefSeq, a predicted model, not a curated record
AUGAAACCAUCCAACAUUCGAGCCAUCAAACGGCAAGGAGUACGAUUCGGUAUUGUUUGUGCGCUGCUGCUGGCUGUGGGCGUCUCCUGUCGCUCGGUGGUGCGUCGCGACGUCUCCCAUCUGCCGCUGGAGUAUCUGCCGCCCGUGGUGCUACCUCCAGUGCCCAGUCGGGACUACCUGCCGCCUGUGGAGGAGCAUGCUGCGACCCUCAACCAUGUCCUGCAGCCACCACGUGACUAUCUGCCGCCGGUGAACAAUGAGUAUCUUCCCCCUGUGGUGGAGGAGGAGCUCCAAGAAGCGCCCGUAGUCACAACGGAGGAGGAGAUUGCUGUGGAGACCACAGCUGCACCCACCACAGAGGCGGUGACUGAAGCCCAAACCGAACCCGAACUCGAAUCCGAAGCAGAGAUCGUCACGGAACCCGUGGAGGUGAAGGCCCUGGAACAUAUCGAAGAGUCGGCCGUUCUCCUGGACGAUGGCUAUCACUAUCGCACACCCCAGGUGGUGCCAAACCUUCUGCCCGUAAAGGAGUACCUGCCCCCCCUCGAUGAUAAUGCAGUCGUCGAAGAGAUUCCCGAACACGAAGAGGACUCCUCCGCCCUGCUGGACGAUGGCUAUCACUAUCGUUCGGUUAAGCGUCUGCGCUUCUAG